Messenger RNA from Symbiodinium sp. CCMP2456, 2643 nucleotides. The record is from the annotation of a GenBank genome assembly. NCBI's taxonomy places the organism in Eukaryota, Dinophyceae, Suessiales, Symbiodiniaceae.
GUGGCAGACGAAGAGGGGGUGCAGAACAAGUGUUUUCACUUCUUGCACAGUUACAUAGGAGUCAGAGGAGCGAUUUGCCCAGAAAUUUCACAUCCGAAGUGGAACUGCUGGAAGCGAGCAGUGAAACAUAGUGGCAUGAAUUACGAUCUGAUGCGCCUCACCAUUGCGGCCAACUAUGGCCACGGCACUCGGCUCACAGGCGAGCGUGUGACGAUGCGACGGGAGUACCUGGAGAGGUGGCUAGAGAAACAAGAGGAGCAGUACUUCGAAGAGAUUUCAGAGGAAAUCAACCAUGACCGCGGAGAAAGAGGCAUGACCAGCGAUGCCGUCCAAGCAUCGAUCACAGAUUUCCUGGAAUCGGACCUGAUCAAACGACGUGCGCAUUUCGCAAAGAACAAGAGCUGGUUCGGCUGCCUGACAUGCUUCAAGAUGCUCUUGCGUGACUGGACAGUGUUGCGAGAAGCAGCUCGGGCGGUGGUGGUAGAGUCUAACGGUAUGGCAGACGAUGAGGAGCUGCAAGCAGGCGCUGCAGUGGACGAUGCCGAGGAUGCAGACGAAGCAGCAGAGGCAGCGGAAGAAGCGCAAGCUGCACCACAGAAGCAGACCAAGUCGGAUUUUUACGCGGCCUACAAAAAGACAGGUCCGCACCAAAUGCAACUGGACAUCCUAUCCGAUGACCGUCUGCGCUGCAGUGCAGAGAUCUUCUGCCGCGUUACUAGGCCAUUGCACAAGCUCUACCAAAACGAUCUGCAGGCACAGAAAGAGGGAUUGCAGGAGACGCUGCAAUGGAAUGCAGAGCGCUGUGUUGGGAGCAGUUUGAAAGCCAGCAACCAGGUCCUUGCAAGCACGUCGAACCCAGCACUGUACAUGGCCAUGAAGAUGACGCCCCACUGCAGCCCGUGUGCCACACCCGACAUGUUGCCUGAUGAAAUGGAGCUAGCGCAAAAAGCUUUCACUUUUGCAACCAAUUUGGCAGGCAACUUUGCGUGGUCGGAAAUGCUUCACCAAUUCACGCUGCCGCUGGCUGCUGGCGCCUUGUUGCUGGCAGAUCGAGACAAAGCCCAAAGAGCACUUCGCAGGAUUGGCGCUCUCAUUGAUGCCGUGGUCAAAGCAGAAGACUUGCUAAAAUCAAAGACAAAACCUGCACUUGCGCAGCUGUUGCAAGACCUGGCCUUUCAAGAAGAGAGCCUCGCGCGCGAGGUCAUGAUCCGUUUGCGAAGAGCGCAGUACAAACUUGACGAUCCCGAAGCCGAGACCGUGGCUCGACUCAUGCGCAGGUUUUUCGGUGGCAGCAGCUCCACCAAAGAGAUUCUGGAGAGUUGCUUCGGACACUUGGCAGAUGUGGUGAGCAGGUCCAACAAGAACAAGCGCACGAGCAGGCUUGGGCUGUGGCUAUAUUGCACCAGCUCGGGUUUCAUCAAAUCAUCAGGAAUGAAGCAGCACUUGCCAGACUCUUCUGAGUGGCUGGCAUGGCUUUCGAAGUACGGGCAUGCUGAAAACGAGUGGAUGAAGAAAUUCAACACAGCGUUCAAUGUUGCUGCGACCCCGCUUCCCCAAGCCCAGGACAUGGAGUUUCCCAAGACAGUGGAGGGUGUAGUGAAGACGAAGUGGAGGCUGGCGGGACCUCUAUCUCACUACAGGAGUGCGGCUGCCGCCUGCUACCUCCUCAAAGAGUGUGCAUUGCUGUUCAAAGGGGCCAUCUUCUGGGAGCGCUCCAAGGACAUUUUCAUGAUCUCGCUGGGCUUCGUUGCAUGGUGCGCGCUUGGCAUACGGCAACCAGGUCCUUCUAACAAAGCUAUGCCACUUCUCGCGUGCGUGCGUCAGGAGUUCUUGUCAGUUGACCCCAAUCAUGAGGGAGUGGAGAUGCUGUUCAAUUUUACAGUGUCCGAAAGUUCACCGUGGAUGUUCGUCGUGCAUGAGGUUCUCCCGCCCGCUUGUGUUCCAGACUCCUUGCACGAGCUUGGGUCCUGCAUACACGUGAAGUCAAAGGAAGGGAUUCUGCGAGCAGCGGUCCUUCGCCAGCAGAGCAUGAAAUUGACCAAGUUGCAACUGGUCCAGAUAUGCGCGUCAUUGCGGGUGGCUUUGCCAGACCCCAAAAAGGGGUCAGGCAAAACAGGAAAACGGAUCAAGAUUGAUUACGUACGUGCCCUUCUACAGCAUCUUCUGCCGGACAAGCCGGAAGAAGUGGAGGAGCGGGUGGCCGCUCUCAUGGGCAAGGCAGCAGCGCGCGUGGACAUGGGCGUGCUGGCGAUGAUUUCCGAGAUGGAUGUUGACAACGCAGAUGCCUUUAAAGAACUGAAGAAGCAAGCCAUGCAACAGUUUGAAGAAGAGGUGUCCAAAAGUGGUGAGAAGCGUGCCGUGAAGAGUAUGAAGGACGCGCAGGAGCGCGCAGAAGCAGAACGGAAGGUAGCAGAGGCUGCCAAGAAGCGUGAGGAGAAGCAAGAGCAGCAACAAGCUGCCGACCGCAAGAAGCAGUGGGAUUUGACGCCAGCCGAUCUCAAACAGCUCCUGCCGGGGGCCGGUACCAUUACUUCCACCUUCUGGAUGCGAUUCCAGCCCUUGCAGAAGUUUUGGAAGGUUGAGUACCCAAUCGGCCCUUCGACAUGCUUUGGGUUCAGGAAGUCUGCGUUCCGAAGUCGGUAG